AGACACGGAGGAACAUGCAGCGGACAAACUUUCUUUCCCAUCGGCUCCACUGCUGCCUUCAUCAUUAUCCUAUAAAUCCACCAAAUGAGGAAUAAUGUCUCAGAACAACACCACGGACUCAGAGCUGAACGACUACACCUACGUGCGCUUUUAUGUGUCCACCGCUUCUUUCUCGGUGUUGCUUUUCUUCAACCUCAUCAUCAACUGGACUAUAGUGCGCGAUGAGCGGCUCCGCCGUCACGCCCGCUUCGCGCUGAUUUUCCACCUGCUGGUGUCCGCUCUGGUUCACCUGGGCAUGAGCAGUGUGUUCUACUACCAGAUCCACCUGGACGCACGGCCGAGCCACUCCGCGUGCAUGGCCAUGAUCACCAUUUUGAUCAGCAGCGCAUCCAACAUCCUCCUGACGCUCACGGCGAUGGCUUUGGACCGCUUCAUCGCCGUGUGCCACCCGCUGCGCUACAGCUCCGCGUGCAACGCUGGGCGCUGGCCCUGGCUGCUGGGUGUAUUCACCUGGCUGGUGGCUUUGUCGAUCCCCCUCAGUUUUAUCUUCAACAGUAAGGACCCUUAUCCGAAUAAAUGUGGCCGGGAUCAGCUGAAGAAAGGCGAGCUACAAAAGGUACUCUUUAUAGGUUUGUGCACGCUGAUCAUACUUUACAGCUAUGUGAGGAUACUCGUGGAGGGACGGCGGCUUGGAGUUCUCAAUCGGCGAAACCGGGCCGGGUGCAGGACGAUCGCCCUUCAUGGCUCCCAGCUGGCCGUUUACCUCCUGCCCAACUUUGUGAACUUUGUGCUGUCGAUUCUCAAGACACGGGGGCUUAUUCAGCCAGAGACCAAAGAGCUGUCGGCCGUCGUCAUUUUCGCUUUCUUCAGCCUGGCGCAGUGCGUUGCGCCGGUUGUCUACGGUUUGCGUAAAGAGGAACUUUUGGAACAGUUGAGUCACAGAUUCCCCUGCUGUUCCCGAUAUUUGAAGAACGUCCUCGGAUGGACUGUACACGCCAACUGGCCUCAUGCGCCCCACAGGACGAGGGAGAGAACACUGACGGUUCAAACCAUCAUCUCCCUGGAAGCAUCGCAAGUCCCAGACGUCCCGCAAGAGGAAACUCAGCCGAUGGCAGUCAGGAGUUCCUCACAUGACGAGAACUCAUGCCAAGGUGAUAUGGACGAUGCCUGAAGGGAAAAGCACGGCUGUUGUUGGGAUUUUAACUGUGACAGGAACAUGUUCUCAGAUCUGGCCUUAAAGGGACUGAAGGAAGCACCCUUUACAUCAUCCCAUCAGUUGGAGAGGAUUUAUCUUCAUAUGGGAACAUUAAAAUCCGGCAGCAACAUGGAACGUCAACAUGUUUGUCUAUUUUUGGUCCUUUUUUUUUCUGGUGAACCACAUGCUGACUAACAGUGGAGCUGCAAAGCGGGCAGAGUGGACCCUUCUCUGUCCUGGCCGGUCCAGAGUUAAGCUCCUCCGACCUCCAGGCUGCACACAGAUCUGCGUCAUUUGGGAGUUUAAUGACUGGAAUAGAUGAGUUUCUCAAAUAUAUGGUCUGAUGAAUGUUGUUUCCAUAUAUUAUUAAUAUUGAUAUUAAAA
This is a messenger RNA of Archocentrus centrarchus (flier cichlid), 1579 nucleotides long. Its product is annotated as odorant receptor 131-2. The coding region runs from base 95 to 1171 and encodes 358 amino acids. The transcript is spliced from 2 exons. Lineage: Eukaryota; Metazoa; Chordata; Actinopteri; Cichliformes; Cichlidae. Gene Ontology annotation, biological process: detection of chemical stimulus involved in sensory perception of smell; G protein-coupled receptor signaling pathway. The record is from RefSeq and is a predicted model, not a curated record. Gene Ontology annotation, cellular component: membrane. Gene Ontology annotation, molecular function: odorant binding; G protein-coupled receptor activity; olfactory receptor activity.